Molecule: messenger RNA, 579 nt
Organism: Arachis duranensis
Lineage: Eukaryota; Viridiplantae; Streptophyta; Magnoliopsida; Fabales; Fabaceae
Exons: 3
Coding region: 1-579 (192 amino acids)
Source: RefSeq, a predicted model, not a curated record
AUGGACUACGCCAAGCACCUCGUGCAUGAUGAUAUGUUAGUAACAGGAAAUGAUAAUUCUAAAAUAAUGAAAGUACUACAACAAUUAUAUUCUACGUUUCUUCUUAAUGAUCUUGGUGAUAUCAAUUUUUUUCUAGGAAUUGAGACCCUUCAUUUUCCUGGUAACAUGAUCACCUUAAACCAAUUUAAGUAUAUUUUUGAGCUUCUAUCUAAAUCGGGGAUGCAAGAUUCCAAGCGCAUGAGCACCCCUAUAUUUAGCAAUUCUAAAUUAACGGCAAAUACUAGUACUCCCUUUGAAGACCCCACUCUCUUUCUAUCUAUAUUGGGGGGUCUACAAUAUGUGACUGUGACUCGCCCUGACAUUGCCUUUUCGGUAAACAAGCUCAGCCAGUUUAUGGCUAAUCCUAUGCUAGAACAUUGGAAUGCAGUCAAGCGAAUUUUGAUUGAGAUGCAGAUAUGGAUGAUCGCAAAUCUAUUUCUGGUUAUUGUGUUUAUUAUGGUUCGAAUCUUAUCUCUUAGAAGUGCAGCAAACAACCUACUGUUAGCCGCAGCUCUACAGAGGCGGAAUUCUGCGCACUAG